UUUCAAUGUUAUACUUGCUUACUUACCAUUACAACUUGCUAUUUGCUAAGUACUUUUUUGUUUGCUGCCAAGAUAUUUUCUAUUCUUGUUUAAAUCUCUGGUUUGUUUCUGCAUCUGGUCUUGCUGGAAAUCCAUCCGACAUAGGGCUAGAACAAGUGAUUUUAGUUUUAAUGUUGUCUUUGAAAGAUUGAUGAUUUCUAUGUUUACUACCCUUAAGAAUUAGCUGUUCUUAGGUUUUAUGAAUUAUUGGUCCGUUCACAAUUAUUGUAUUAUUAAUAUGAUCAUGCGUCCACUACAUUUAUUCAGUUUGCAGAUCACAGUGAGCAUUUGUAUAUGAAUUUGUAAGGACUUGUGAUGAUGGAGUGGAAUACAAAAUCUCUCGGACAAUGGGACUGGGAGCACUUAUUCUUCUUCAAUACAAAAGCAACAGAAAAUCCGAGGUUACCAACAACUGAUUGUAGCAGCAACGAAGCAGAUCGAGAAAUCAAUGUUGGGGUGUUUUAUCCAUCAGGUGGGAGUGCAUGUUCUGGGUCUGAACUAGUACAUGCUUCUUCACCAAGGAGCUCAAAAUCAGCUUCCAACAAUUCACUGUCAAAUGGGGAUAGCAAGGCAUCGGUGUUGACUCUGGAAGGUUCUCAGGAUGAUUCCACUGGGAAGAAAGAACUGUGCCCAGUUGAAACUUCUCAAUCAGCAGUUCCUUCUCCGGUCUCUGGUGAACCUCUGCUAACUCUGAAGCUUGGAAAAAGGUUGUACUUUGAGGAUGUAUGCGCAGGAAGUGAUUCCAAGAAACCCUCUUUUGAGGUUCCAAUUUCUUCAGGAAAGAAAUAUAAAACCAGUGGUCAGAAUUUGCAGCAUCCAAGCUGCCAGGUGGAAGGUUGUGGCCUUGACCUUUCUUCUGCUAAAGAUUACCAUCGCAAACACAGAGUGUGUGAAGCUCAUUCCAAAUCCCCUAAGGUGCUUGUAGCUGGUUUGGAGCGCCGGUUUUGCCAGCAAUGUAGCAGGUUCCAUGCUCUGUCAGAGUUUGAUGACAAAAAAAGAAGCUGCAGAAAACGUCUCUCAGAUCAUAAUGCAAGGCGUCGCAAACCACAGCCUGACUCAGUCCAGUUAAAUCCAUCAGCUUUGUCUUCGUCGCCUUAUGAUGGGAGGCAAAUGAUGAGCCCAUUUGCAUUUUCAAGAAGUGCUACAAACAUGGUCUGGCAGGAUAUGCACAGCAGCAAGCUCCCCCAGACAAAAGAUUUUCUUCCGAAGCCCGCAAAAGGCUUCGAUAAGAUACCCAGUAUUGUGUCUAUGUUUUCUGAUGAUAACAGUGGCCUUCUAACAUCCAGAAGUAUAGCAGCUAAGACUAUUGUUCCAGGUUUAGAAGAUCCCAAUUCCAUUAGUUCGUGUGAUCCGAAUGGUGCACAAGAUGUUAACCGUGCUCUCUCUCUUCUGUCAAGCAAUUCAUGGGGUCCAUAUGAGACUAAGUUCUUAUCCCUGGAACGCUCCUCUCGAACAAGUGGCAUUAAUCAGUCUAUGACACACUCGAUGACGCACCAGCAACAGCGUUUACCACUUGCUUCCUCUUCAGAAUAUUGGCACACUGAUCAUCAACAACAACCAUCCCCUUCCACCAUGAGCAUGUGUAUCUCAUUCUCAGACUGUGAUGCCAACAAUCGCUUUCAAGACUUUCAGCUGUUGAGUGCACCCUAUGACUCGCCUUUUCCAUGCAACCAUCUGGAAUGAUCAAUGCAAUGCUCUCCUUCAAAUGCUUACAUCUUCAACAUCCCAGCCUGCUUUCUCUCCUUAUUUUGCGUCCAUUUUUUAAUGGAGAUUAAACGAACUGAUUGCUCGUUGUGCACGUUCACUCCAUUUUCUGAAUUUUGUUGAAAACUCUCGAUACAUUUCAUAUUGUACCAGACUGCGCCCAUCUAAUUUGAACUAUCGUUACAGUGCAUGCCCAUCACCUUUAAAUGUUUUUUUUUUCA
Messenger RNA from Vigna unguiculata (cowpea), 1964 nucleotides. RefSeq names its product squamosa promoter binding protein-like 2. NCBI's taxonomy places the organism in Eukaryota, Viridiplantae, Streptophyta, Magnoliopsida, Fabales, Fabaceae. Gene Ontology annotation, molecular function: DNA binding. The record is from RefSeq and is a predicted model, not a curated record. Gene Ontology annotation, cellular component: nucleus.